Melampsora larici-populina 98AG31 is the source of this 2223-nucleotide messenger RNA. RefSeq names its product family 51 glycoside hydrolase. Gene Ontology annotation, biological process: L-arabinose metabolic process. The transcript has 20 exons. Gene Ontology annotation, molecular function: alpha-L-arabinofuranosidase activity. Lineage: Eukaryota; Fungi; Basidiomycota; Pucciniomycetes; Pucciniales; Melampsoraceae. Bases 1 to 2223 code for a protein of 740 amino acids. The record is from RefSeq and is a predicted model, not a curated record.
AUGACGGAAGUUGUGCACCCAUCUUCUCCGGAAGCGCGUUCUGAAAAUCAGUACCAUGUCGAGGUUAAGAGAAACAGGCUGUAUUUUGAUCCCGAGGGACGAGGAGAAUCAGGCUGUGCCGAGAAAGAAAAUCCAAUAUCGACACCGCUCAAACUCGGAGCACUGAUAUCCGUCUGGUACACAAUUUGGGCUAUAAACCUGGCUUUGCAAUCCCAGGCCCAAACUGUUGGGCCUACUGUAAUCACUUUGAAGGACAAGCCUACUCAUGAAAUCCCUAAGCUUUAUGGUAUGAUGUAUGAGGAUAUCAACGUUGGUCAUCCUUCAAUUAAAACACACUCAGGAGAUGGUGGUUACUAUGCGGAAAUGCUUCGUAAUCGAGCUCUCCAAAGGAAAAAUAUCACAAAUCAACAGGAUGCCUUAGAGGCUUGGAGUUCUAUUGGAAAUAUCAAGCUUUCGGCUGUAGAUCUAUCCAAAUCUCUUCCACUUUCUGAGGCUUUACCAAACGCUUUAGAGGUUACCGUACCAGCUGGCCAAGAAGGAGCCAUUGUGAAUUCGGGUUAUUGGGGUAUGAAAGUUGACAAAUCUUGGACUUAUACCGCCUCAUUCUAUGCCAAGACAGCAACUAAAGGUAUCAGAUGUGGUCCUAAAACUACCGUCCGAUUAAUGAGUGUUGCUCAACCUGCAAGAGUUUUAGCGAAACAAACAGUAAGACCAUCAUGUCUUACUGAUAAAUGGCAACGAUUUGAAGUUCAAUUAAAUCCGAAACAUUCCGGUAUCGACGCAAAUAACGCAUUCACCAUCACAUUUGUUUCGGACUCCACGAAUGAUGAAGUGAUUCAUAUCACUCUAGCAAGUUUAUUUCCGCCCACUUUCAAAAAUCGUCCUAAUGGUGUCAGGAUUGAUUUGGCAGAGGCCACAGCUGCUCUUAAACAGACUUUCUUUCGAUGGGGCGGCUUCAAUCAUAGAUCUGAUGAAUUUGAACACCUUAGCAAUAAUAUUGAAGGUUAUAGUCCAGAUGACAGAUGGAAAUGGUAUGAAACUGUUGGCCCAUUGACUGAACGACCUGGACGUAAAGGAAACUGGGGUUAUACCAACACAGAUGGUUUUGGAUUGUUCGAAGUCUUGCAAUUCGUCGAAGACUUGAACAUGGAAUUCAUUGCAUCAGUAUGGUCUGGUCUAAAUUUAUCGCCAUUCAGGGCUGUACCCGAGUCAGAAAUAGAUAAGUACAUACAAGAAGGUGUGGAUAUGCUCAAUUUCAUUGUGGGACCUGUUUCAACAAAACAAGGUGCUCUUCGCGCCUCUCUAGGUCACCCCAAGCCUUUUAACGUAAGAUUUGUGGAAGUUGGAAACGAAGAUUUCUUUGACUCUAACACCUAUACAUACCGAUGGAAACAUAUUGCACCAGUUCUUAUGAAACAAUUUCCUCAACUUAAGUUUGUUGCCACCACUUUACCAAAUCAACCAGAACUUUCACCAGCACCAUUUGGUUGGGAUAUCCAUAGCUACAAUACAGCGGAAUGGUAUGUUCAACAUACUCAAGACUACGAUUCUUUUCCACGAAAUGGACCCAAGAUAUUUCAACUCGAGUUGGGCAAGGACCGAAGAGCCCAACGCUACAUAGAAGGUGCAGUGGCUGAGGCAGCCUAUAUGACAGGAUUUGAGAGAAACUCUGACAUAGUCGAAGGUAUUGCCUAUGCUCCUACUCUCUGCAAUAUACAGGUUCCUGAAGCAUCACAAUGGCACCCCAAUUUGAUUGAUUUUGAUGUUCUUGGUGUUUACCCAACAGCUUCGUAUUAUGUUCAACAAAUGUUUGCCACAUAUCUAGGAGAUAAAUAUUUACCUUCCAAUUUACCUUCAAAGAUUGAUAAACUGAGUUGGUCAGCUACAGUGUCAACCUCUGAUGGUACAGUAUUUGUGAAGUUAGCAAACGCAGAUGAAUCGGAUCGAAAGGUAUCCAUUGAAUUGCCUUUCAAUACUGAAAAUCAAAUCACUACUUUAACGUUAGAAAAAUUAGGAAAUUCUAUAAGUGUGCCUGUUAAAAAACAAGUUCCAAUACCAUGUAUCUUGGUUGUACGCGUAACGGCCACAGAGGCAGCUUUUUUAAUUAAUCUAACUAAGAAAGACUUGAAGAAUCAGACUGAACUACAUGAUAAGAAGAUCUGUGAAAAAGGCGGAAUUCUGUGGGCGGCCUACAUAACAUGUUCUGACCCUUUACAAUAUUAA